AUGAAGUUCACUCUCGCUACCGUCGCCGCUCUCUUUGGCGCUUCCGCCAUCGCCGUCCCGACCCCUCAGGCCGACCCCAAUACUUAUGAGAACAUUGACAUCGCCGACCUCUCCGUUCGCAAGCAGGAGAACGGCACUGUAACCAGCGUCAGCUUCUCUCUUUCCGGCAAGAACGCUACCGGCCUGGCUUGCCAAGGCGCUACCAGCGUUCCCUCCGAAGUCAUCACCUGCGGUGACUCCAAGUACCGCUUCAGCAUCCAGCCCGGCGUCACAACCGAGUUCGCUCUGCGUAUCUACCAUGAGCUCGGCCUUGCGGUCGGCUUCUAUGGUGAGGGCGAUGUUUUCACAUACUGCCAUGCUGGUGGUCUCGGUGACGAGCUGUGCAACCAGCUUUACCCCACGACUAUUGUUAUUGACGCCAACCCCGAUGUUUAA
Colletotrichum spaethianum is the source of this 435-nucleotide messenger RNA. RefSeq names its product effector protein PevD1. The coding region runs from base 1 to 435 and encodes 144 amino acids. The record is from RefSeq and is a predicted model, not a curated record. The transcript has 2 exons. NCBI's taxonomy places the organism in Eukaryota, Fungi, Ascomycota, Sordariomycetes, Glomerellales, Glomerellaceae.